Molecule: messenger RNA, 729 nt
Organism: Mytilinidion resinicola
Lineage: Eukaryota; Fungi; Ascomycota; Dothideomycetes; Mytilinidiales; Mytilinidiaceae
Product: DER1-domain-containing protein
Exons: 3
Biological process (GO): endoplasmic reticulum unfolded protein response
Cellular component (GO): endoplasmic reticulum membrane; Hrd1p ubiquitin ligase ERAD-L complex
Molecular function (GO): misfolded protein binding; ubiquitin-specific protease binding
Source: RefSeq, a predicted model, not a curated record
AUGGCGGACAUGCUCGGCGGCGGCGGCGGCGUCAUGGGCCAGUUCCCACUGGAGCAGUGGUUCUUUGAGAUGCCCGUAUGCACAAGAUGGUGGAUGACAGCGGCACUGGGAGCGAGCGUGCUGGUACAGUGUCACAUCAUCACUCCAUUCCAAUUAUUCUACAGCUGGAAGACCGUAUUCUACAGAAGCCAGUACUGGCGGCUAAUAACUACAUUCUUCUACUUCGGCCCCCUCAGCCUCGACUUACUGUACCACAUCUUCUUCCUUCAGCGCUACUCGCGCCUCCUCGAAGAGUCCUCCGGCCGCUCCCCCGCCCACUUCUCAUGGCUUCUCACCUUCGCCUCUACCCUCCUCCUCUGCAUCGCGCCCAUGUUUAGCAUGGCCUUCCUCGGGACUGCGCUCUCGAGCACCCUCAUAUACAUCUGGAGCCGCAAGAACCCGGACACCAUGCUCAGCUUCCUGGGCCUGCUUGUGUUCCGCGCGCCGUACUUGCCGUGGGUACUGUUGCUCUUUUCGGUGGUGGUACAUGGGACGGUGCCGAAGGAUGAGAUGUGCGGGAUUGUGGUGGGACAUAUUUGGUACUUUAUGAACGAUGUAUACCCACCGUUACACGACGGACAUUCGCCACUAGACCCGCCUGCGUUUUGGAUCCGGCUGUUCGAUGGAAGGCCGGAGCCUCCACCACAAAUAGAAGAGGAUGCCCAAGACACGGCUCCGGAGCCGAUAGAU